CUUCAGCAACAUUCAGCGCAGAGCCACACCAAAAAACUUUGAAAGAGGUUCUUUUGGAAGACUGUCAGCAAGAUGUCUAAGAUCACAGUCGCCGGAGUGCGCCAGAAUGUCGAGCAGCUGCUCAACUACUCUCAAAAUGAGAAGAAGCGUAACUUCCUCGAGACCGUCGAGCUCCAGAUCGGUCUGAAGAACUACGACCCCCAGCGUGACAAGCGUUUCUCUGGUACCAUCAAGCUCCCUACCGUGCCUCGCCCUGGCAUGACCAUCUGUGUUCUUGGUGACCAGCACGAUCUCGACCGUGCCAAGCACCACGGCAUUGAUGCCAUGUCCGCCGAUGACCUCAAGAAGCUGAACAAGAACAAGAAGCUCAUCAAGAAGCUUGCUCGCAAGUACGAUGCCUUCCUUGCUUCCGACGGUCUCAUCAAGCAGAUCCCCCGUCUCUUGGGUCCCGGUCUCUCCAAGGCUGGUAAAUUCCCUACCCCCGUCUCCCACAACGAGGACAUGGCCAACAAGGUCAACGACGUCAAGUCCACCAUUAAGUUCCAGCUCAAGAAGGUUCUUUGCCUUGGUGUUGCCGUUGGCAACGUCGGCAUGACCCAGGAGGAGCUUGUCGCCAACAUCAUGCUGGCCAUCAACUACCUCGUCUCUCUGCUCAAGAAGGGCUGGCAGAACGUUGGGUCCCUUGUCAUCAAGGCGACCAUGUCUCCUCCCCGCCGUGUCUACUAAGGGACUUAUCGUCUUUUCUUCUUAACUGGAGUAAAAGAAAUAAGAAAAUAAAACAUCCUAAAUCUCUGGGCCUCCGGUGUGGGAUUAUGGUACGCUUUAGGUAGCUGAAUAUAAUGCACCGGUUGUUCUAUC
This is a messenger RNA of Aspergillus nidulans FGSC A4, 858 nucleotides long. RefSeq names its product 60S ribosomal protein uL1. Gene Ontology annotation, biological process: translation. The transcript is spliced from 4 exons. Lineage: Eukaryota; Fungi; Ascomycota; Eurotiomycetes; Eurotiales; Aspergillaceae. The record is from RefSeq and is a predicted model, not a curated record. Gene Ontology annotation, molecular function: structural constituent of ribosome; RNA binding. Gene Ontology annotation, cellular component: large ribosomal subunit. The coding region runs from base 73 to 726 and encodes 217 amino acids.